Messenger RNA from Plodia interpunctella (Indianmeal moth), 9294 nucleotides. RefSeq lists its product as uncharacterized. NCBI's taxonomy places the organism in Eukaryota, Metazoa, Arthropoda, Insecta, Lepidoptera, Pyralidae. Gene Ontology annotation, biological process: intracellular signal transduction; phosphatidylinositol phosphate biosynthetic process. The coding region runs from base 8 to 2056 and encodes 682 amino acids. Gene Ontology annotation, cellular component: phosphatidylinositol 3-kinase complex. The transcript is spliced from 6 exons. Gene Ontology annotation, molecular function: 1-phosphatidylinositol-3-kinase regulator activity. The record is from RefSeq and is a predicted model, not a curated record.
UGGGGUGAUGGAGUCACCGCCUUCCUUUUCAACACAUUCUGAGGCGCCUCCGUUAAGUGAAGAUAGUGGAUUACUGAUUACAAGUGGUUCUUUUUCUAGUGAUUCUGCAAGUGGAUGGCAUCACGUCACAUCUGAAUUGCAGGAAAGUGAUUUUGAUGAGAGGUCUCUGUCACUUUGUGAAUCCACUGAAGCUUCUGAGCGUAUGUGUGGUGACAUUUUUUUUAAUACUGUAAAGAAAGGCCCUGGAAAAGUUAUACUCACUACUAUUGAACCACCACCAGAGUUCCAAGAUAACCUUGUUAAUGUAGACAAAUUGACGGCUGUGUAUGUGCCUCCAUCUAUUGUUUAUACCAAUGAAUCCUCCGAAAAAUCAAAGUCGUCUGGCUUAGAUAUAUCAAUGACAGCAAGACAUGCUUCGCCUUUGUAUCCCAGGAAGCUAAAACCGGAAUCCUUAUAUUAUGAGCGACGGCAGUGCUUGAACCACAGAUUUACGAGUCCGAGACUUUUACAUUUGAGUCCUUGCCGAGCCAACAGACCCUCUUCGAGAAGUUCGCUGUCGUCUCGUUUGUCCAGUAGCCAUAAUUCUCUGGUCACUCAGUUCCAAACUGAUGACUCUAGUUUUAUUACUCAAGCUAUAUCACAUGAUACUUUAUCAGCGAAGACGUCCGAUAUUACCGAUAUGUAUAAUGUUCCAUUUGACAGCGAUAUUUACGCAGUCCCCAUUGAUAUGAUCCGACCUAAUCAUAGCAAUGUCAGGAAUAAAGGGAAAAGGCCGCCCAGAAGUAACAAAAAGCGGGGAAAGAGCACCCCACAGAAUAUUGGUAUGAACCACACAGCGGUCGACAGAAAUCAUAAGCCAAAAGACAUAGUGCGAUAUAAAGACGUCAAGACCAAGAGGCACAGUUUGCCAAGCUCUUCUUGUAAAAAAAAUGCCACUGAUUCAGAUACUGACUCGUUGCAUUUGACAUUGCGAGAAAUGAGAAAAUAUUUGCACACUCUUUAUUCUAGUUCAAGUGAUUCCGAAUGUAGGAAUACAAUGAAUAAAAAGAGUAAUCCUAUCAAUGUUGGUAUGCAUAAUAAACAAAGUAAAGACACGGCCACAGCGGUAUUCUUAAAAGAAAGCAAUGAUGUAUUCAAACCCGUCGAGACAAAUAACAAUCACAAGAAAUCGAAUAGGAAUACAUUUGGAAUGAAUGCUAAGAAUAAGAAGCACAAAGAAUCAUCAAAGGAUAUUACAGAAGUAGAGAAAAAUGACAAGCCCGUGAAGAAAAUGUCAUCAAAUCAGAAACCUAAAAUGUCGCCGGUGAGGAUUCUAUCGUUAAAUUUACGACAGAGUUUUUGCAAUUUGUUUCGUUGGCACAAUGUAUUUCGCCGGACUCAGAGCGAGAGCGCCGCUGAGGUGGAGAGAGUGGCCGGCAGCAAGGAGAGCCCUCCCCCCGCCGCGGUGAGACGCGCGUUGCCCCCGCUGCCGCCCGCCGCGAAGUCUCCGCACACCUCGCGGCGUCAUGCCUCCGGUUCAGCCGAAGAGGAAACUGUUAUGGAUUUUGCAAAAUCCAUCCAAAGAGUCAAAGAUUAUGGAUGGUAUUGGGGCCCUAUUUCGGUGGAAGCUGCUGAAAAAAUACUUUCGAAUGAGCCCGACGGAUCAUUUAUAGUGCGGGAUAGCAACGAUGACCAUUAUAUUUUCACACUGACGUUCAAACUAAAUGGACUGAGGCAUGUUAGGAUAGAACAUGAUCAGGGUAACUUUUGCUUUGGCGGGUGUACGAUGUUCAAAGCUCAAACAAUAGUCGAGUUCAUUGAGAAUGCUGUAGAGACAUCCCGUAGCGGUCGAUACCUAUUUUUCCUUAAUUUGCGACCUGUAUUGGGGCCAGUGCGGGUGCAACUACUGUAUCCUGUCUCAAGAUUUAAAAGGGUUCAGAGCUUACAGCAUAUGUGCAGAUUUGUGAUAUUAAAAUAUGUUCGGCGAGAUCUGAUCAGCAGCCUACCUUUGCCGCGUCGCCUGGUCGACUAUUUGAGCGCCACACAUUACUAUUCGGAGCUCCUUGCCGAUAUUUAGACUGGUAUCGCUAACAGCGCUUAUUUUUAUACUUCUAAUGGUGUAUACAUAUUUUAGGAAGAUUCGGUACGUAUAUUCAAUUUUGAACGUUAUAAACAUAUAAUGCCAAUCAUUACCACAAUUUUUAACACGAAUAAACAAGACAAACUAAACGUCACAAAGUGAGCCAUCGUUGGUUUGCUGGACGCUGGUCAUGGUGCCUAAAUAAUCGGAUAGUUUGUGACGAAAACACUGACGUGACCCGACUGAAUCGACUUAGUCACAACUGUCCGGUGAUUGGUCGUACCCUCAUUUAAUAUCUGGUAAUGCUUUAUAAAAAUAGUGUGAUAUAACGAGUGAUUAUUACAAUUUUUUCCGCGGCUACUUAGACUAAGUGCAACCUAAGCAAUCAUAGGAAGUACAACAUAUUUAACCUUAAGUAUUAGGGGCCAUAAAUAAGACAAAUCGCCGUUUCGACACAUUGUUUUUUGGUCACAUAGAUUAUUAAUGUAUUUACAUUAUUUAUUUUGCGGUUGUGUGGUUAGUGUUUAAAUUUAGAUUUUAUACUUCUUUAAAUUGCAAUGUAAAAUAUAUUAAUGCGUAUGUGAUCGUUAUAAAACAUAGAUUUAUAAAUGGAAUGGCAAGAAAUACUUAUUCUAUAGUUGAUGAGACAUGGUAGACAUGGAUUCUCAUGGAGUCGACCAUACGUACUUGUGACGAACUUUUGAGUGUAUCUUAGGAAUUUAAUAUAAAACUCAAUGGCGUAUUAAUAAUACGUUUAUUUGUUCUUAUUCCGCCCUGUGGCACAUGUAAGUAAAAAUAGGAUCGCGGGGUUCGCUCUGCAAUGUCUUAAUUUGAAUUAUAUUUGGCAAAUACAAACUAUUUCACCACAUCGUCUAUCAACGAAACAGUUUUUAAAACACAAGUCUGUUUGAUUUUUAAUCCCGUUUUAAUCAACAAAUGUAUAUUUUUACCAAAGAUAUUAAUUUAUGUCAUUUCGGAUAAUUGUUUAAAACUUAAUUAUAUUGUAUUAGUUAAUGUAUAAGUAAUGUGCUAUCCUCAUGUAUAUUUUGGUCUUAUGGUAAUGAGUAAUAGAUGUUAACAAUAAUUUUACUGUUUAUCUGCAAUUAAAGUUGGUGAUUAUUAAAUUAUAAAUAAAUUGCUCUACAUAUCACCGAUUUUAUCCAGAUAUCAUUAAUUUAAUAAUUUCGUAAUGUAUGAUAUUUAAAUGAUUUAAUUAUUAGACUAAUAAUGAUUUCAUAUGUGUAUGCUAUAUGAAUCAUUAUCAGAAUAAUGAUUCAUAUAGCAUAAUUUAUAUGCAUAUAAAAUAGCCUUAUAUAAUAAUAAUUAUUAAUAUAGCCAAUAUUUUCGAAAACCUACUAUAUCAGUAGAAAUAUCUCGAUAUAAUUCCGAAAACUAUCAUACAUACAUGCAACCUUACAUUCAUGCAAAUGCCUAUUAAUUUAUAUUUACAAACAUUAAACAUUUUACAGCUGCAUUUACAUUGGCUGAUUUCAUAUAAACUAAAAGCGAAUUAUUCUUCAUUAUAACGUAAGAAGGUCGUCAGUUCUGUAAAAUAAGUGCUUGUACGAAGCAGUACGUCAAAAUGACUAUACAUUUUUAAUGAGACCAAUGAUAGGACAUGUCUUGAGGCCACUUAUCGCUCAAAAACCAUAUGAGAUGUCUGCCAUUUCGACUUGAAAAGAAAAAUUUUACCUUUAUGGUAUGGAUAUUAAUUUAAUAGAAAAGGUUUACUUGAACACCAAUUUAACAUUAGUAAGUAGUAAUGUUCGUCGCUAUUAAUUAUAAGAAAAUGAUACGAAAUAGACCAAUAGAGACUUAAUUCAUUUAAAAGUUCAAAUAUCGAAUUUAAGUACGGUCGUGUUUCACAUCACUCCGUUGGUUGCGGGAUAUAGAAUGAAGCAUUAUGGUCGUGCCGGCGUAUUGGCCCAAUGGAUUAACUCGCUGUUGACCUAGGUUAUUAUUUAUAUCGCGAUUAUAUUUCAGAUAGGCAACAAAAUAAAUUUAAUUAGCAAUACACUUGUUACUAAUAGAGAAACAAAAAUUCAUAUGAAAUUGAUUUGGUUUGCUAUUUAUAUAAGAAAGUUACAUCUCGCCUUUGGUGAGUGCCAACUGUCGCAAAUCAAUCAUAUGAUCACGUUAUUUACAUAAAUGUUUGAAGUUUGUACAGUAAAGCAAUUAGUAUUUUUUUACUGUUAAUCUUAAAGUCGAUAUACGACUAUAAGACGCUAUGAAUACAUUUCUGCUGACGCUGUGAUAUGCAAACAUUAAUAUUAAAAUAUGUCCCUGAUACUUUUUUUUGUCGAUUUUACUUGUAAUCCGAUUUUUGUAGCUUUAUUAAUGCAAAAUGUAAAGUGAAUUUGGUCAUAAUAAUCGUGUGUACUAGUGAUAUAUAAACAAUAAUAUAGAUAAUAUCAGUAUGUAUGUUAGUACUAUAUUACACACAUAUCAAAAUUUCGGUUCAAAUACAAUACAGAAGUUUUAAUCCUAAUUUUCAGGAAUUGAUUUCGUUAUAUUUGUUAAAAGGCAUUGCUUUGUAUCAUUUUCAAUGUUAUCGACACACUAUAUAAGCACAUGAGUACAAAUAGAAUUCUUGCCAAUAUAGCAUAUUUAAUUAUAACAUAAAAGCUAGAAUCGUGUAUUAAACAGGCUUUUAUACAUCUUCAAUAAUGAAAUGUUUACUAUAUUGUUGUCUAGCUGUAUAACGUUAAUGAUAGCUUUGUCGUAGCAUAAUGUUCGUCAUUCAACUCCAUUGUUGGUCAUCCAACAAGUGGAUCAAAACUAAGGCUCGCUGUGACUAGUUAUUCUCGCAGCCCAGGGUAAAAUACCAUUAACACGAGGAACUGUACAAAUUUGACUAUAAGGUAUCUUAGAAUUUUCACUUUUUAACAAGUGAAUUAAGCGUUGUUGUCUAAGUCGGCUUAGUAGCAGCCUGUACUCUAUGUUAUUAUAUUGUCUUUGAACGGUAACAAUAUUUGGGCCCAGCAUAUGAUGGCCGUAUCCUGGGAUAAUGACGAAAGAAAACUAUAUAUUGAGGCCACGAGUUCUUUAAACGUAGAUUUUAGAAUGAUUUGGUCCACCGUGUGGCUGGAAUUAUUCAUGUCUAUACCAAUAAGGCUGAAGAAAUUGAUGGUUAAGAAAGAGAUUUAUUGUUUGCGAGAGUAAUCAAUAUUUGGAUACUGAAUGAAUUAAUUUUUUUCUUGUUUAUUUUUUGGUUAACAUAGGUCUAUCUAUUGUAUACUGAGAGUACGGAUAUUAAAUUAACGAACUUUAGCUAUUUCUAUUGCAAGCAUUUUUCUAUUGUGCCUGUUGCUGUUUCAUAAUUAUUACAUUAAAACUGUUUAUCACAAGGUCUUUUUAAAAUUAUAUUUUAUUUCGCUUGUCAAUAAUUAAUCAUAUGUACAUGUUAUGGGCUAUCAAUAAGUUUGUUAAACCGCAGACUACUGUCAUAUACUAGGUUCCAAUCUAAACGAUUUCUUUUAUUUAACCAAUCCUAGUGUUAUAUACAUUUUAUUUUAUUAAUUAUCGCAGGACGAAAUUAUAUAAUUAUAUUGAUUUAUAAAAAAAAUAUAUAUAUUCAUAAUUUGUUGUGAGUUACGGUAGUCUUUCCCAUGAAGUUGGCGCAUCAAAUGGAGAAUACAAAAAAUUACCUAUGGAUGAACAUCGCGGUUUGUAGCUUUGAUAUUAUUUUUUUUUGUGGCAAUAAAAAACAUCUACAUAAAUUAUUGUAUUCUUUUGAAUAUAGUCAUUCUCUAUUAUUUCUCAUGCUGAAUAAAAAUCUAUUAUGUAGUCUUCAUAUACUGCGGUUAGCGUGCAGGAUUGUUAUGCAUUUUCAUGGUAUGUAAGUUUAAAAAUCUUUUUCCGACUUUGAUUAAAUCCACUAAUAUUAUAAUGAAUGUAAAUAAAAGUUAUUGGGCCUGUUAGUGAUACACCACUUACUGAUAAAUUUGAACGAUGUCCGUUGUAGCUGCUAGGUGAAGAAUGGGAUUUUGAAUUAAUCGGCCAGAUUAGUUAAAAAUAAUAGGUUUAUUGACAACUGGAAAACAGGCCCUUAGGUUAAAUAAGUUAAGUGCGCAAUGUUUAUUCUAAAAUUUGGAGUUAACUCCACUUGACUGAAAUUAACGUUAUCGAUAUAUCAUACUAUAUGUAAUAUACAUAGAACUAUGCCGUUUGUUUACAAUACCUUAUUUGGGGUAAAUUGGUUAUUACCAUUUCUUAAACACGAUGUAUAUUACAUUUAGUUCUACACAUGCCUAGAUUUACAGAAACAUAUUGUCAGAACUAAUACGCUUUAUAUAUUAUACAAGCAAUGUAUAUUUACACAACAUUUUAAACAUGAGAUAUCAGAUUAUUACAAUACAAUGUAGUCCAUUGUGUAUUUAGUUAUGUUUAAAGACACUUAAUGAAUUAAUUAUAAUUUUUUGUUGUUAGUAAUAAUUAUGAUUCUUGAAAACCAUCGAAAUACUUUAAUUAUUUAGAGAUGGGCGACUGUCGAUUACCUGUAAACAAAUAAAUGAUGCAUGCGCGCAAUUAACGCCAGUAUGUGGUUAUAUGUCAAUUUACUUCAGCAUUAGUAUUAGAAAUUGCGCGCUGGCAACAUUGCGAGACUAGCACCUUCCUGGCGGCUGCCUGAGUCAGCAUAGCCUUCUCUAAAAAGGUUUUCUUAUUGCUGAAAAGGCGGCCUCCAAGUUUAUUUUAUGUUUUGUCAUAUGAAAAAGUGCAAAGAAUGCGCAUGAAAUACAUGCGCAUUAUAUAUAUAAUAUUGAUUGCAACUGACAAACAUUCUCCCAUCUCUAAUACACUUAACAAAUUUAUUUUCGACACUUAUUUGUAUACCACCUACACUAGUUCCAACUUGUUGAUUCAAAUAUUUUUUGCGUUCCUUUGACGAUUCAUUGAAAUAUUCUAGAGACGUUAAAACUCAAUUAAAACAUUAAGAAGAACCCUUCUGAUGCUGCUGGCAUCAUCUCAUCUGUUAGAAAAGAACGGCUGAACGCACAUAUCUAACUAUGGAAGAAAAAUUCAAAUAAAAAAUUCGAUCAAAAUCGAUUUAGUUGAUUGGCUGACAAACAUACAUAUACACGGACACAUAAACUCCUCUCCUGUCGUCGGGGUUUAAAAACCCAAGUCACUAUUUUUUGUAAAGUGACAAACCUUUACAAAAAAUAGUGUAGGUCUUUCGCAUCAGAAAUACUUAUUCACCAAUAUUUCCGGUCUACUGGGGCGUCCAGCUUAUAUUUUGAAGCUGAGUUUUUGGCCACAAAUUCGUCAAUGCACAAAAUAUUUGACACAACCACCACGUAUUCUUGAACCUUGCCCCACCUAUAUCUCCUACUAUGGUGUGGAAUUUCUUUCAAGUGCGUACUCUUUUACUCUAAUAGCGCAGAGUUUCAGGGAAGCUCAAGGCGACCAGGGAAAGCCAGUAAAAUCGCGAUUCUCACACAAAACCAACCCAUACAUCUCUUUUCGGCGUCCAUCUUUCCCUACAACCAUCAUACUUGCUGAAACUUUGGAAGGGAUUUUUUUGAACAUUAGUUAUGGAAAAAUUGUAUUAUUGUGUAUGCUCCUCCGGCUCUAAGCUCAAGAAGGCUUUAGGCCGCGCCCUCUUUUUAUGAUCUGGCGAGCAACAAAGCAAAUACAUAGUUAUCCAUGUUCAGAAUUUGUGUGGGUUUAUAUCAUCGUGCCAUUACACUAUACAUUUUCUAUAGAGGAACAACAAAAAUUGUAACGGGAUAACCACAUCCGUAGUAACUGGUGUAGUGUAGCUACGAUAUUUCUGAAAAAAAAAAAACAAAAAUUAUGGCGUUCGGAAUAACUUACGUCCGCUCGCGUUUUUGUACGGCUUGAAUUACGUACUCUCAGCUACGUUUAAACAUACAAUAUUAUGGUACUUUCCAAGCACUUGUCAUAAAUACUACAAUUUGUAUGAUAUAAGAGGAACGUCUACACGUCGAACCAGCAACACAUUAUUUGAUCACAUAUUUUCCGAUCUUAAUGAUUUUUAGUAUGAUACUGACAUCAUAAAAUAUUAGUUAAUUCCUUUUUUCGAAAUUCCCAACAGAUUUAAAUUUCAUGACACCUGAAAGUCGUUUAUGUGAUUAAAACUUCGUCGAAGUCAACCGUUUGUAUAAUAUAAACAAAGUGUUAUUUCAAAAAAGGAUAACCUAUUAUCAUAGUAUGUUAAAACGAUUGGCACCAAAUUCAUAGAAAUUUACCAUGAUUUAAUUAGUGAAAAACGUUUUCUCCCUAAUAACUAAUUUGAUAAAAAAAUACCUAACAAUCAAGCUCGAACUCUGGUGCUCUCUGUCGUUAACAUAGACGAUAGCGUGUGUUUUCCUAAAUAUUUUGCAAAAGUCGGAUCGCUAUAGUUACAAAAAAUGCAAUCAUUUCGGAUGAAUUUAAUCGAAUAACAAUUAUAUAUAAAAUAAAUAUGUAUAAAUUGCAUACCACAAUACAACUAUCCCUAACCUAUUCAUACCUGCUUAAGGAGUCAUGCUCGAAAGGCAGGAGACGAAUCUCAUAACAUUUUAUGACUUUCAGAUUAAAUUUUUUUCAGAUCUGCAAGGAAGGAUUCUUCCUUGCCAGAUGAAAAAAUUUGCUUAGGAAACCCGACGACAUCAAAAAAUGGUUUCUCUAAUUUCUGAGCGAUUGUAUUAUAAACAUAGUGACAAAUGGAGUCCUGAAUACAGAUUCUGCUACAGAGCAGGAGGGCACAUACGUAAGGAAGAAAGAUGUUUACGUAUCCUGACCACAUUAAUUUUUUCUGUUUUUAAGUGACGUAAGAAUAUUAAAAAAAACCCUCUCUGAAGUUUGGCCAUCUGUAAUCUUAUGUAUCAAUAAUUUUAAGUGUAAAUUAAUUAAUUAGCAAUAUUACAUUACAUGAUAUAAUGUACUUGUAUUUGUUUAUGUCGUACUCUUUAUGGGAAUAAAUUUUUACUGCAUCGUUUGUUUGCGAUCCUUGGUAGGUGAUAAGUAUAUCAAGAAGAAUUAUUGUUAUUUUUAAUGUAUAGAGUUUUUUCCAAAGCACAUGUUAGUUUUGAUUAAAUGUUAAGCUUUGUAGAUUUAACGUCUUAAGUAUCAGUUUACUAACGUUGAGCAACUAUUUGUUUAUAAGAUUGAUAUAUUAUGGUUAACAUCUAAUAAGGCAUGUAAUGCACUUUUGUGUAACAUUAAAACUAUCCGUUAGUUCAUUUUGUUUAUAAAAAUGAGACUUUGGAAUAAAUAGAUUCCUAUCAAUA